Triticum turgidum subsp. durum (durum wheat) is the source of this 1527-nucleotide messenger RNA. NCBI's taxonomy places the organism in Eukaryota, Viridiplantae, Streptophyta, Magnoliopsida, Poales, Poaceae. The record is from the annotation of a GenBank genome assembly.
AUGGAAGGAAUGAGGCGUAUAUUAAACCUUAGCUACAUGUAUCUUCCUGUUCAUCUUCGGGCAUGUUGCUUACGUCUUGGUAUGCAUCCAGAGGACUACGAGAUCAUGAGGGAUGAUCUUGUUCGACAAUGGAUAGCUGAAGGCCUUGUGCGCCGUUUACCUGGGCUAGAUUUGGAGGAUGUUGCAAGGAGUUAUUUCAAUGAGCUUAUCAACAGAAGCUUGAUUCAGCCUGAACGGACAGUCGCUGGGGAUGUGAUUUCUUCCAAAGUGCAUGAUGUGAUUCGUGAUGUUAUUAUAAGCAAAUGUCAAGAAGAAAAUUUCAUGAGUGUGGUAUACAAUUCUGAAGACAUGGCAAGAUUGCAUGAAUGCAAGCCCAAGGUCCGCCGAUUGUUCUUUUGCUCGAGUUCUAAUGAUGCCACAAAUGGUACAAUAUCAAGGGCUACUGGUCUGUCGAAGGUUAGAUCGAUUGUGUCAUUCGGAGGGUCCAAGUACUUGAAUUCUUUAUUGUUUUCCAAAUAUCUCCGGGUGCUGCUCACUGAAAACUGGGGUAUCACAGUUGAUCUCAGUGAUAUCAACCGCUUGUUUCAUCUGAGAUAUUUGAAGGUUACAGCAGGAAACAUAAAGCUUCCGUCUGAAUUGAAAGGACUAGUGCAUUUGGAAACACUGGAACUGACUUCUGAUUCAAUUCCGUCUGAUGUAGUUCAGUUGCCCCGUUUAUCCCAUCUGACUGCUCUAUGUCAUAGGCUGCCUGAAGGGAUCGGCAACUUGAAAUUACUGCGAACUCUGAAUGGGUUUCAGUUGACAGGUUGCUCCUCAGAGGAUAUCAAGGGCCUGGGCGAGCUAACCAAUUUGCGGGAGCUCUUUUUCGUCAUAGAAGAUACAACUGAAAUUGAUGAUGCUUUGGUCUCCUCCAUUGAAAAACUUCGUAAGCUGAGACAUCUCAGGUUUUCUCAUAACUGGUAUCUUGACAAUGACAGUCUGUCAUCAUUAUCCAAUCCUCCCCUCCUCAUCGAGACACUUCGGAUGAAAGGUAUCAUCACCUUCAGAAUUCCAAGAUGGAUUGGUGAUCUCCAUUGUCUCCAUCAUCUGGAGCUGUAUGUUAGGCAGACAUCGACUGAUGACAUUGGUCUUCUUGGAGAGCUGCCCUCCCUGAUGGAAUUCAAAUUAUGUUUGUUGCAUUUUGCUGCAAAUGGAGCUAUCAUAGUCCGCACAGGAUUAUUUCCAGCUUUGGAGUACUUUCAGACAUACUUUCAAGACGAAGAUCAUGAGCUACACUCUGCACAAGACGAUGUUAUGGCACACCUGUGCUUCGAGGUCGGGUCAAUGCCCAAGCUACAAAGACUCGAGCUACAUUUAUGGGAGGGGCACUGGGGCGGCGCUACCCCAGUCGGCAUAGAGCACCUGUUAGCUCUCCAGCAAAUCAAGUUGGGGUUCGCGUAUUGCGGCAAAGUGGACCGUCGUGCCGAGUCUGCGUUCAGGGACGCCUUGCAGGCGCACCCGAACCGUCACUCCAUUCGAUUCAAUUAG